Messenger RNA from Morchella sextelata, 1413 nucleotides. RefSeq lists its product as uncharacterized. NCBI's taxonomy places the organism in Eukaryota, Fungi, Ascomycota, Pezizomycetes, Pezizales, Morchellaceae. The transcript is spliced from 6 exons. Gene Ontology annotation, molecular function: beta-glucosidase activity. Gene Ontology annotation, biological process: glucan catabolic process. Bases 1 to 1413 code for a protein of 470 amino acids. Gene Ontology annotation, cellular component: cell surface; extracellular region. The record is from RefSeq and is a predicted model, not a curated record.
AUGACAGAAACAAAGUUCUCAUUCCUGAAGGUUGACGGCGAGAAGAUUGUUGAUGAGAAUGGCAACAACGUGAUCUUGAAAGGCGCGGGUUUAGGAGGGUGGAUGAAUAUGGAAAACUUCAUCACAGGCUAUCCCGGGCACGAGCACCAACACCGUGCAGCAAUGCUCGCUGUUCUUGGUCCAGAGAAAUAUGAAUACUUUUUUGACCAGUUCCUCACACAUUUCUUCAACGAUGCCGACGCCGCAUUCUUCGCCUCGCUGGGACUCAACUGCCUCCGCAUCCCAUUCAACUACCAUCAUUUUGAGGAUGACAUGAACCCGCGCGUGCUCAAGACCUCCGGGUUCAAGCAUCUCGACCGUGUUGUAGACCUCUGUGAGAAGCAUGGAAUCUGGACAGUGCUGGAUCUACAUGCGGUGCCCGGGGGACAAAAUCCGGAUUGGCACUCGGAUAAUCCGACGAAUGUGGCACUGUUCUGGGAGUAUAAAGACUUUCAAGACAGGGUGGUGUGGCUGUGGGAGGAGUUGGCCGAGCACUACAAGGACCGCAAGUGUAUCGCGGGGUAUAACCCUUUGAAUGAGCCUGCUGACCCUGAACAUGUACGACUCCCGAAGUUCUAUGACCGCAUCGAGAAGGCCAUCCGAAAGGUCGAUGCAAACCAUAUUCUUUGGCUCGAUGGAAACACAUUUGCAAUGGACUUCAAGGCUUUUGACAGUGUACUGCCCAACACUGUCUAUGCCAUUCAUGAUUACUCCAUGAUGGGUUUCCCUACUGGUAGCCCAUAUACCUCCACCCCCUCCCAGGACCAUAAACUCGAGUCUCAACUCCUCCGAAAGACCGAGUUCAUGCACAAACACCAGGUCCCUAUCUGGAAUGGCGAGUUCGGGCCAGUCUAUGCUCCACCCUCCUCUCAGGACGCAGAUACAGUAAACACGCAGCGCUAUAACCUUCUCGGGGCACAACUGCGUAUCUACGAGAAGUACAACAUCGGCUGGAGCAUCUGGACGUACAAGGACAUCGGCAUGCAGGGGAUGGUGUACGCGGAUCCGAAGGGGAAAUGGAUGAAAACAUUACAGCCGUUUAUUGAGAAGAAGAAGAAGGUGCAGGCAGAUGCUUGGGGGUAUUGGCCUUCGGACGAGAUUGAUGGAAUCUUUGGUCCCUUGGUAGAAUGGAUCUCGAAGAACGCGCCAGAGGCAGCGCAGAAGUAUCCCGAUCACUGGGACGUAAAGCGCCAUGUGUCAAGGCUUGUGAAGGAGUGUUUUCUGAGCGAGACGCUGUCUGCGGAGUUCGCGAGGUAUUUCGAGGGUAUGGGAACGGAGGAGCUAGGGGAGAUGGCAAAAAGCUUUGCUUUUGAGAGGGUGGUGCAGAGGGAGGGGUUAAACCAGAUUUUGUUGGAGCAUGCGUCGUUGGUGUAA